This is a messenger RNA of Bombus huntii, 3384 nucleotides long. RefSeq names its product leucine-rich repeat-containing protein 15. Bases 941 to 2134 code for a protein of 397 amino acids. Gene Ontology annotation, molecular function: protein binding. The transcript is spliced from 5 exons. Lineage: Eukaryota; Metazoa; Arthropoda; Insecta; Hymenoptera; Apidae. The record is from RefSeq and is a predicted model, not a curated record.
GAGAUUUCACUCUACGUGAAAACCCCUUCUUGAUCGUCGUCGUGUCAGGAACAGUUCACCAAUAUCACCGCAAGGAAAACUUUCAAUCAAACGACGAGACAACCAGCCCUCAGCUGAUUAUAAAACAACCAACGAAUUAACUUUGUAUGCCACUGUAGAAAGAAUCAGGAAGAGAUGAGGAAAGUUAAGGACAAAUAGAAAAGUAAGAGAGACUGAAGAAAGGAGCAAAAACUUUAGGACGCUAGAAAAGGACAAGAAGAGGCGAAACAAAAUAGGAGAAGGAGAGCUGGUGAGAGCUAGGAAGAGUUAAGUAGAAUCAGGAUAGGGUAGAGAUACUGAGGAAGGGUUAAAAUGGCUCAAGAUACCAAAAAGAGUAGAAAUGAAUGGUGAAAAGUGUCAGGAGCCAAGGAAAGGUAAGGGGAACCAAGGAAAGGCAAAAAAUCAGAAAAGGAUAAGACUAAUUAAAAAAAGACGAAAAGGUGGCACAAAGAGGUAGGGUGAGUAGAAAGAAACGGAAUUGCAUGACUACAUCGACAUCCUGGACCAGUCGCUAAGAUGAUCAAAAGCCACAGACUGUGCCGGAUUAUCCUAGGUCAGUACGCUUGCUCCUGGUCAUCCCGCGCUCCACAGUGUUCUGUACGUUUAAUAAGUCUCAUUCCAGGCUACGCGCACCAAGAGAAUAAUUAUGGGCUUGCGCAGAUCGUUCACCGGGGGUGGGGGUAGGUGGCUAAGGAGAAAUAAAGCCUCGAGCCCAGGCGGUGAAUGCGGCCACGGAUUGCGAAAUUUCCCCGGCCCGUUUCGUCCUCCCGGUUAAUCGUAGGACCUCCAUCCGAGUCAACCUGCUCUCUUGUCCUUCCUGUUUACGGACGUUGGAAUAUUGGCAGCUGCUCGCGACGUUUUCCUGGAUGCUGAGGCAUGCGCCCUAAAAACUCUGGAAUUGAUGUAUUGCAGAGCGCAGAUCUGCAUUUAUUACCUGCUGUGGACAGCGACGCUUACCUUAGAACAGGAAACCAGUACCGCGAAACAUUGGGGCUGCCCUGCAGAAUGCAUUUGCCUAUCUCCGAAGCAGGUUCUCUGCAAUACAGGUGGGUUAAAAGACAUUCCUACCCAGCAGCUGCCACAAACAGUGGAGGAGCUCUCCCUGACAAAGAACAACUUCCCGGUAAUAAAAGGCGACGCAUUCGCCGGCUUGAGAGUGCUGCGAAAGCUGACGAUGGAUGGUAACAACAUCUCAACCAUACGUCCAUUCGCAUUUCGAGGUUUGAGCAAGUUACGUGAACUCUCCAUUCAACAUACACCUCUACCAUUCAUCGAGAAAUUCUCUUUCGCCGCUCUACAAAACGUAUCAUUAUUAUUAUUGGCGAACAACAAGAUACGAUACAUCGAAGGCUACUCAUUCGCCGGGACCUCCAAUGUCCGUUUAAUUCUAUUGAGCAAUAACCCGUUGCUCAGAAUUCAAAGCCACGCGUUUUCAGGCUUGACGAACGUGGUUCGCCUGAUAUUCCCAUCAGGAAUAAGAACCAUCGAGCCGGACGCAUUCGAUGGCCUCCAGUAUAUUGGUCUCCUAAAGUUGACCUACAUGGACCUGUCUUCCCUUCAAUCUUACACAUUCCGUGGCUUGUCCUAUGUACAAUCGUUGAACAUUCAAGAAAGCGAUUUGGGCAUCGUCGAGAAGGAUGCUUUCACUGGGCUCACCCACGUUGAUCGACUGAAUAUCGUAAAUAACAAGAUCGAUCUGAUCGAGAAAUUGUUUCUACGGUACGAGAACAAUAUAGAUAUGUUAAGAUUUCAUGGGAAUCACGUAUUGGAGGCGCCUCGACAUGUCAAAGACAUCAACCUGGAAGUGAAUUCUAUCAGCGCCAUUGAUAACCACUUUCCCUGCGACUGUCAGGCUCACAAUGUAUUGGACAGCGAUUUUGUCAAUGGCACUGUUAGCGAAUUUCAAAAGAGAAAUUAUUGUAUCUCGCCAAUCGAAUACAACGGGAAACACAUGGACCUAGUAGACUUCGGACUAGUCGCCAGAUGCUACGACAACGUCGUGCAGGACAACUUGGGCUCCGGCGUCGUUGGGAUCUUCACGCUGCCAACCACUCUGUUCCUCAUUCUUCUGUUCCCCAUGAAUUUAUUCCAGUGAACCCAGGUCUGCUUCAUAAGGGUUAGACAAGAGAAUUUUCGAAAGUAACGUAUACCAAACUUUUCCUAUAAUUCUUUCUCAUUUAAAUAUUUAUGUAUUUAUACACAUAAUAGAUCGUUUCAUAUAAUACAGAUAACCUACAAACUGAUACAUUUUUUUGAUCUUAUUUCACAUAAAACAUCGAGAUAGAUCUACACCAGUUCCAGAUCCGAUAGAGGUUUAAAUAUCAUUGCGGCUCCAUUUCGUGAAGUCACUAUCAAGGAACUUUUUCUAUCGUUCGAUUAUUAUAACUCGUACAAUCUUAAGCAUGCGACUAUGAGCUUUAACUGGCCCAUGUAACUGGGCUGGCGAAACCGCAUCCAUUUGGAUUUAUUCCGUAAACUAAAGGUGAUUCCGAGUAAGUGACUUGUUCACGUUUAUCACGUCAUAUUAUGUUAACCCUUUGUUUUAUAUAAGCUUUCUUUCAAUUAUUUUUAACCCAUUCGAGGCCAAAAUCUUAUUAAAAGAGAAUUUCCAAGAACUAGCAGGACCAGCUUUUGAAGUUUCUACUAAAUUCCUUUUUAUCCCAGAAUUUAAACCAAUAUCUAUUUCAAUGCUUACACAAUUUUCCCACCAUCUGAUUUUUGUAGAAAACUAUUUUACUAGCAUCUUCUUGAGACUGGUAUCAAGACGCACAAGAUGCGUCCGCCUCGAAUGUGUUAAUUAUUUAAGAAAUUUGAUUGAAUGCCUUAAUAUGAAUAAUAUGUACUGCCACGACUUUUUAAUGUACCUUUGAAUGUAUGAAGCAAAGAGUUAACAACCAGAGUUGAAUAGAUAAUUUACGUCGAUGAUAAUGAAAGUACAUAGGGAGUAAGGAUAUAAUAAGGUGAACUUAUGUAAGAAACCUUUGGUGAAAGAGUCAAGUUUUUCCGUAACCCAAGGGAAAUAAAUAGCGCUACUCGUGUUUUGUCUUAGAAAAAGUUAACUCUCAGUGGAAUUCUCAAAAUAUUUUACAUUUACCAGUAUUUUUUAUCAUUUAUUGAAUACCACAUUUAUUAUUAUUGAAUUUGGGAAAUUAGUUGAAAAUAUCUCGAUUCUCUGAGAGUUAACCAAUCAUGUGAAUUCUACAUGUGCGUAGUCUUCCUUAGGUAAAGAAACCGCUCUAAUAAAAAAUUCGAUUUUGUUAUGUAUAUUUGAAAAGAGUAAUAUGAAGUUCUUCAGGAUAGUUUAUCUUCAGAUUUUUAUUUAUUUUUAAUAAAAAAUAAGAUAUA